This is a messenger RNA of Hippocampus comes (tiger tail seahorse), 4971 nucleotides long. It is a transcript of the gene tdrd6b, whose product is annotated as tudor domain containing 6b. The transcript has a single exon. Bases 498 to 4700 code for a protein of 1400 amino acids. The record is from RefSeq and is a predicted model, not a curated record. NCBI's taxonomy places the organism in Eukaryota, Metazoa, Chordata, Actinopteri, Syngnathiformes, Syngnathidae.
GUACUGGAAAGUAAAAAAAAAAAAAGUACUGUAUUGUGCUGGGUUGAAAAACAACAGAGAAAAAAAAGUAGUUUUGACACAUUGUCCACAUAGCAACACGCUUCAUCCUGUUCAUGUUGUAUUGCAUACAGGGAUUUUUUUUAAUUGUGGACCAGGAGAGAGCCUGCGUAUCAUGAGUGGGUUUUGUAUCACGUGGACACUCAUUGAGAUAUGCAAUUUAGCUAUCAUUUCAUCAAUUCUCGAUUAAGGACGAGUAUUGUUAAGAUUUUAAAAAUACCAGUAUUCUUAAUGAUAAUGCUUACCGAUCCGGUUGAUGGUAUUAGAAUUGCUCCUUUUUUUUGUCUAGAAAAAACGCAAAAUGAAUAUUAGAAUGAACGUUGUUUGUUUGUUUGUUUGUUUUCUACACCUGCAGUGUAAAUCAAUCCAGCCUAACAAUAUAAUUACGUUUUGAUGUGAUCUAACGUUGCUUUGCUUUCCAGGUCCAUUUGAACCCCACAAUGUGUUCCAUUCCCGGGCUCCCGACACCAGGAUCUGAAAUAACCGUCGAGAUCAGGAAGGUCAACCCGAACUCAAAAUGUGGUCUCAUGGAGCUUUGGGUCAACAUUGAUGUCAGCAGAAAGCAUGCCUACGAGCAGAUGAAGAAGCAGAUCCAGCUUCCAGAAAGGAAGUUUUGUGGCUCCGAAGGAAAAACGGGGGAUCUGUGUCUGGUUUGCAGCAGCAGCAUGUGGCACAGGGCUCGCAUCGUGUCCAUACAAAGUGACACGUGCGAGGUCUUCCUUAUCGACCAAGGACAGCCUUGCGUGAGCACAUGGGAUGCUCUGGCGUGGGGCCAGUCUGACAGCUUCUUCCUCCCUCCUGAAAUAGAAUUUUGUAUCCUUGCCAACGUCAUAUCACUCAAGGAGAACUGGUCCAAAGAUGCUUACAAGUUUUUGUCGUCCUUGCCUGAAAAGACGCUGAAAGGUGUGGUCCAGCACGUCCUGAUGCCAUCCAGGACAGUUCUCCUUGACAUACCCUUCGUCUCUAAGCGUAUGUGCACCCUUGGUGCUAUGAGGAAGCUCCCGGCAGAUGAGUUCAAAGGAGUUAUUCUUGAAUGCCUGACUCCACCCAAAGAUGACGCACCCAUUACCCUCUGUAAGGUGACCAAAGAUCAGUGUGCUAAUGUCCACCUUGAUGACCGCUACGUCCAACCUGAGCUGCUCUGUGGCAUCUACGAGACAGUUAACGUAACAGAAGUCACUGAUCCCCAGAACAUAUUUUGCAAUCUGCAGAUUUACUCCAAAGCAUUGGAGACACUGUCAGAAGAGAUCCAACAGUUCUACAAGGAGUCCUCGGAUUCCAGAGGGCAACGACCGCAAACCUGCGGGGAACCGUGCGCCGCCAGAGGGAAUAACGGCACGUGGUAUCGCUCGCUGCUCAAGCAAAGCAUCGGAACCGACGACGAACUUGUGGAAGUUACACACGUAGAUGUUGGGAAAACCGAGUUUCUUCCGGUGGGAUGCAUCCGACACGUGGGGAGGGAAUUCCUGAAGAUGCCCGUGGUCACGUAUCACUUCUCCCUACAUGGGCUGGACGACAACGGCAGCGGAUGGACGGCAAAGCAGAAUGAAUAUCUGAAAUCGGUGCUGUUGAACAAGACAUUUGUGGCCAAGCUGGAGAACCAUUUCCAAGAGACUUAUAGCGUCACUCUCUAUGCUGGAAAUGUCGCAUCAUGUAUGAACAAAAGUUUGAAGGAGAAAGUGGAAGGUGUCCCACUUACUCGGGCUGAAGGACAGCAGCCAGAAUUCCAGAUUGAAGCCUUGUCACAGGAGCAGGAGCCAGACCUUCAGAACCUUGUGACUUUAAAUAUCAAGACGUCACUGAAAGAAGCUUUGUCAAGUACAGAUUAUAGACCAGAUACUGACGACGUAGACACUCUCCCUUCUGUUCGCGGUGACGUGAAGAUCAUUGAUGACCAACAUAUUUCUCAAAUUUGUCAUCAUGAACAUGUGUUGUCUGUUGGAAGUACUCUGGACGUGACUGUGUCCUGCGUCGAAGGUCCUCAGAAGUUCUGGUGUCAAAGCACUAAAAACGGCGAGACUCUGCGACGGCUGAUGGGAGAUCUGCAAAACCACUACGCCUCUGUCCAGCCUCUGCCCAUGAAGUCCACCUGCGUCGCUCGUAACCCGGAAGACAGUUUGUGGUACAGGGCAAGAAUCAUUAGUAGUCAUCAUUCCCCUGAAGUGGAGGUGCAGUUUUUGGAUUACGGCGGUACACGAAGCGUGCCCCUUGGAGAUGUGUGCCCCAUUGACCCGGUGUUUCUGCAGCUGGAACCGCAGGCCUUUCGGUGUUGCCUCGUCAACCGAAAAACUAAUUCCUCAUGGAUCGAUUCUACAUCAGACGAGUUUCAAAGGUUUCUAGCGGCAGGCGGUUCUCAACAGACCGGAUUCAAAUGCACAGUCAAACACGUGACUUGUGAUGAAGAGGGCCAGCCGGUUGUUGUGGUAGACAUUGAAACGGCAUCCCAAAGCGCUUGCAGUUUGUCAUCUCUCGUCCCCACGGACACGUAUAAAUAUUCCACAUUCGAUAUGGAGUCGGGCACAAAAGAGAAGGCAUGGAUAACCUCGUCAGAGACGGUGCAUCGCUUCUUCUGCCAGCUGAACAGAAAUUCUCAUUUGUUCGACAAAGUGAAGGCGGACGUUCAACAGAUAGUCGGCAAGUCGCAGGGUUCGGCCGACCUCGUCAGUUCCGAUGGCCUUUGCCUCGUGCGGUAUGAUGACAAUGAAUGGCACCGAGGAAAAGUGGUGCAAACAACUCCGGACCUCAAGGUGCUCUUUGUGGACUAUGGCGACACCCUGACGGUGAAUGCAUCUGAUGUUCAACCUUUGCCUGCCGGUGCGAGCAUGGCAAAGUCCGUCCCUGUACUAGCCGUUCACCUCGGACUUUUCGGUGUUCCGGCUGAUGUACCGCAAGAGGUCAACCGGUGGUUUGCAAAUCACGCCACCGGCGCCACUGUAACUGUUUCUGUGGUGGCCAAAGGCGAUGGUGGGAAGCUAUUGGUGGAAUUAUUUGAAGGGCUGCUGAAUAUCAACGUCAUUGUCAGAGAAAAGGUGGCGCACGCAAAACGAGUCAGGACCAGUCAAGAUCGACGGGCCAACCAGGAGGUUGCCUCAGAACGGGUCAACCCAACACAUGAGGGUUCAUUACCUGAAGAACUCGCUUGUAUAUCAAAACUACAAGAGCAUAAUAACGAUCAUAACGGCAAGGGAACUUAUGCUUCGGAUGAGCAACCGUUGGAAACGUCUCCGUACAUGACUGCUGAACCCAGACGAGAUUGUGAAGAAACGGUGCUUGAUGAGGAAAGUACACGUUCGAAUGCCACUGCUGAGGUUUCAACAGAGACCCCAAAAGACAUCCAUCCCGACGAUGCUGUAGUGCCACCGCCUGAAAAGAGCUCCGCAUACCACCCCCCAAUCAUACGUCACCACACGUCCCAAGAGAUGUACGCCUCCUGCAUUGUGGGACCCAGUUACUUCUGGUGUCAGUUCGCCCGCACCGAAAACCUGGACUCGGUGUCAAGACUCACCCAGAGCGUAGGUGAGACUCUGAAGGACACAGAGGUCCCUAAGUAUUUGGAUCCCGGCAGUCCGUGCCUCGCCCUCUUUUCCGCUGACUCCCAGUGGCAUCGCGCACAAGUUCUUCGGAGGACCGACGGCGUGGUCUGCGUCCUCUUUGUGGACUAUGGAAAUGAAUCUGAGGUGGACGUUCAAGACGUGAGAUACCUCCCCAGCUCUCUGAUCGAACAUGCUCCUCAGGCCUUUUUGUGUUCUUUGGAUGGAUUUGAUGAGUCCAAGGGAUCCUGGGACGAUCAGGUUUACGACGACUUCUACAAUCUCCUGGUGGAUAAGCUCCUCUCCGUGACCGUGCUUAGUGCACAAGAACAUUCAGAGAUUGGCAUUCAAGAACACUCCGUAAAGAUCCAGUGUGCAGGUCGAGAUUUGAAUGAGGCCAUGCAAAGAUACUGGAAACCCAUUUCCACAGAGACCGAGGUUGAAAAGAUUCCGACAGCCGGUCCCCCUCAACCAUCUUACCCAAGCACGCAGUCCAACACGAGCCAUCUUGAGGAAGAUGCAAAAGCAUUCUCAUACAAGAGGCCAAACAUCCCCUUGAACAAAAUGGAGGUCUAUGCUUCUUGUAUUGUGGAACCCCAUUUUUUCUGGUGUCAGUUUGCCAACACGGAGGUCCUCGGCAAUCUGGUGCGACUGGCGCAGGAAGCAGGACAAGCGGCGACGAAUCCUUCGUCCGCAAGCACCUUUGGACCCGGUGGCCCUUGCCUGGCACUCUUUUCUGCAGACAACCAGUGGUAUCGAGCGCUGAUCUUGAGCAGAGAGGAAGAUCAAGUCCACGUUGUGUUUAUCGACUAUGGCAACGAAUCCGACGUGGACGUGAAAGAUGUGAGACGUCUCCCUCCGAUUUUGCAGGAGUGGACGCCUCAGGCCUUUUUGUGCUCUUUGAGCGGGUUUGACCAGUCGAAGGGCACCUGGGAGGAUGAAGUUUAUGAUCACUUCUACGAUCUUCUCGUGGAUAAACCUCUCCGCGUGGUGGUGUCCCGUAUAGCAGAGCAUUCGGACAUGAUGCUUCCUCAGCAUGUGGUGGAAAUUGAGAGCGAGGGAGUGUCUGUCAAUGCAGCAAUGCAGAAAUACUGGAAACCAACCACUCAAUAACGUCUUCCAUUCCCUACGAGGGAAGCCAGUUGGUCGCAAAUGCAAAUAUGUACACGAAGACAAAUCUCUCCAAAAUAAAUCUGGGAUGCUUUCUACCCUGCGGGACGCCAGUGGUAUCGAGUUGUAUGCAGAGAACUGCAGAGUCCACGUGAUUGUCGACUGUGGCAACGAUUUAGUCGUCGUAACACAACCGAUGGGUCGCUACUUGUUGCAAGUAUAUAUGGUCAUGUUGUCUUUAAUCAUUUAAGUAAAUAAAGGGCAUGUUUUGCAA